Molecule: messenger RNA, 4507 nt
Organism: Cuculus canorus (common cuckoo)
Lineage: Eukaryota; Metazoa; Chordata; Aves; Cuculiformes; Cuculidae
Gene: SLC1A3
Product: solute carrier family 1 member 3
Exons: 10
Coding region: 608-2239 (543 amino acids)
Biological process (GO): D-aspartate import across plasma membrane; L-aspartate import across plasma membrane; L-glutamate import across plasma membrane
Cellular component (GO): plasma membrane
Molecular function (GO): L-glutamate transmembrane transporter activity; neutral L-amino acid transmembrane transporter activity; glutamate:sodium symporter activity
Source: RefSeq, a predicted model, not a curated record
CCCGUCCGCGUAUUUUAGCACUUAUUUUGAAAAGCACGGGGAUAGUGUUGUAUAAUGAUAUUUGAGCUUUUCCGAUUUCCAGUCUAGAAUGCCUAAUGAAGCGACUGUUCCAGCCUGCCCCGCUCGCUGCCUGUGUGAUCCUCCAGUUCUUCCCGGGUUCUGAUUUCGCAUUUCCAACGAAGCUGAACCGACAAAGCGUGAAAGUGGUCUAAAAGGAAAAACAAAGAAAGUGACCCUGCUUUCACUCUGCCAAGACUAAUCAAUAUUCCAGAAGCUCAGCUUUCCCUUCUCCUCUGAUGUUUUUCUGGGGUUUUUUUUUUUUCAGAGUUGGACUGACAGUCUCCUCCCCUUUCCUUAAGUUACAGUGAUAGUAAGUUGUUGUAUUCCCGCACAUGCAGAUUGUCAGUUUUCUCUGCCUCCCGCUCGCUCAGCUCGCAGCUCUGUUGCAUUUGCUGGGAAAACCCUUCCUUAUCCGCCACCACCGUGUUCUUAAAGAACUGAAGAUCUGAAAAGGUUUCUCCAAUACCUCCCACAGAAAAGAUCCUUCCACUUUUCUGAAGGGAUACUGACAGAAGUUUAUUGUAAAAGAAAACUCUCUGCAAGAUAGAUGACUAAAGGUAACGGAGAAGAUCCAAAAACUGGAAGUAGGAUGGAACGCAUUCAACAAGGAGUCAGGAAACGUACACUUUUGGCAAAAAAAAAAGUGCAGAGCAUAACAAAGGAUGAUGUUAAAAGUUAUUUAUUGAGGAAUGCUUUUGUGCUCUUCACCGUUGUUGCUGUGAUUCUUGGUGUAAUCCUUGGAUUUUCUCUCCGGUCAUAUAAGAUGAGCUAUCGGGAAGUGAAGUACUUUUCAUUUCCAGGAGAACUGCUCAUGAGGAUGCUGCAAAUGCUGGUCCUGCCACUCAUUGUAUCCAGUUUAGUCACAGGAAUUGCUGCCCUGGAUAGUAAAGCAUCAGGGAAGAUGGGAGUCCGAGCAGUAAUCUACUACAUGAGUACUACGAUCAUCGCUGUAUUGAUUGGUAUCAUCAUUGUUGUCAUCAUCCACCCUGGGAAAGGUACUAAAGAAAACAUGCACAGAGAAGGCAAAAUAGUGCAAGUGACAGCAGCAGAUGCCUUUCUUGAUUUAAUCAGAAAUAUGUUCCCUCCAAAUCUGGUGGAAGCUUGCUUUAAACAGUUCAAAACAAACUAUGAGAAGAGAAUGUUUAAAGUUGAUAUUCCAUCCAAUGACACAUCCACAGUGGCUUCCAUAAUAAGCAAUGUGUCAGAAGCAAUGGAAACCCUCACCCGAAUGAAAGAGGAAAUAGUGCCUGUUGCAGGUUCCGUAAAUGGAGUGAAUGCCCUUGGCUUGGUGGUUUUCUCAAUAAGCUUUGGCCUGGUGAUUGGAAGCAUGAAGGAACAAGGUCAGGCAUUAAAAGACUUCUUUGAUAGCCUCAAUGAGGCUAUCAUGAGAUUGGUAGCUCUAAUCAUGUGGUAUGCUCCACUUGGAAUCCUUUUCUUGAUUGCUGGAAAAAUUGUUGAGAUGGAAGAUAUGGGUGUGAUUGGUGGUCAGCUUGCCAUGUAUACUGUAACAGUUAUCAUCGGUUUGCUAAUUCAUGCUGUCAUUGUCCUACCUCUUCUCUACUUCGUAAUCACUCGUAAGAACCCUUGGGUAUUUAUUGGAGGCUUAAUUCAGGCGUUAGUCACAGCUCUGGGAACAUCUUCCAGUUCUGCAACACUACCUGUUACAUUUAAGUGUCUAGAAGAAAUAAAUGGAGUGGACAAACGUGUUACAAGAUUUGUACUCCCAGUUGGUGCUACAAUUAAUAUGGAUGGAACUGCUUUAUAUGAGGCUUUAGCUGCAAUUUUCAUUGCACAGGUUAACAACUUCGACCUGAACUUUGGGCAGAUUAUCACAAUCAGCAUCACAGCUACAGCUGCCAGUAUUGGGGCUGCGGGCAUUCCUCAAGCUGGGCUGGUCACCAUGGUCAUUGUGCUUACAUCAGUAGGUUUGCCUACAGAUGAUAUCACUCUUAUCAUUGCAGUGGACUGGUUCUUGGAUCGUCUCCGUACCACUACCAAUGUCUUGGGAGACUCCAUCGGAGCAGGAAUUGUUGAACAUUUAUCACGUCAUGAGCUGAAGAACAAGGACGCUGAGAUGGGUAAUUCUGUGAUAGAGGAGAAUGAAAUGAAGAAACCAUACCAACUGAUCUCACAAGAAAAUGAGAGUGAGAAACCAUUAGACAGUGAAACCAAGAUGUAGGGUAAUGAAAGCAUGAGUCCAACGCUACAAGAGUAGAAAGCACAUACUUUUUCCAGUCAUUUGUAUCUCAAAUUCACUUAUUCCUUAUUUUCUCCCUUUAUGCUAGCACUGGAAAGAAUUAAUGAAAAUAUACUCCAAACUAGCAGUGAUCAUGGUAUUUGUUGGCUUCCAACUUAAAAAAAAUUUAACAGGCAAAAAUGCUGGUCCUGCUAGACAUGUGCUAACAGAGGAUAAAAAAAGAGACUGUCAAUUAAAAACAAAAAUCAGUGUGAAUCUUAUUCAGUCAUUGAACUUUUUUUUUUAAUAUUAUGAACUGGAAAGUUAAAACACGUGACAGAUGUUUUUAUUUUUUUUAAAAAUACUUGUUGCAAAACUCCAAACAUCCAUAAACACACAAUUAGUACUUCUAACUUGAUAACUGCAUCCAGUUAAGUAAAUUAACAGGAUUUUUGCUUUUUUUAUCAGAUUUUUUUUCUUCUAAUGUUACAUUGUCGGUCAAAUACUAGCAGGACAAUAAAAAGGACGUUAAAGGAUAAAUAAAGAAGAAAAACAAAAUCAGCACUUUUAUCAGCUGAGUUGAAAUAUUUCUGAGGAAGUUAUUUUAUCUAGACGCAGUUUUUCGCUUUAGCCUCAGCUGAUCUUGACAAAAACUUAGUCUAGUCAGCUCUCACUGACUUACAUUUACAUAUAUAUGUGUGUACCUCCAAUCUGGUUUUGCCCACUUAAUUUCAACACCACAAACCAGCUGAAAAAUUGAUGUGUGUAUGUGCUUGUAGGAGCAAGGCUGGCGCAGAAACGUUGUCUUCUUCUCUGUUUGGGCUAACACAGCAUGCUCUGGGUAUGCCCGUUAUCUACUCAAUCAGUGAUAAUAAGAGUAAAAGGCAGUGCCAGCCUUCUGCACAACGUGUAGACAGGUGAGAUGCUCAGACCCUAAAGGGGCUGAAUUCUAAGUCUGAAUCUUUGAUACCAACAGGAGUUAUUCUGAUUGAAACCUCCCCAGUUCUUGGUCAUCCCGCUGAUAAGUCAUAGAGCUAUUAGCUGGAUUUUUUUCCACCUGGAGAAGAAGGCUCCAUUAUCUCAAUGUGAAAUUUCAAAUUCAUUGUGUGUUUAUCAGUAGCGUCUUAAAAAGAAAAAAUAACCCUUUAGAAAAUAAAACUAAUGGGUGCUUUUUUACUUUUUACUAGGAAAAAAAAAACAUAAAUUGCAAAAUAGUAAAUACUAUAAUAAAUGUUGAAAUUUUAAUUAGAAAGGAUUUUAAAGCGCAAUAUUUUAGGUUUCUUUCAGGGGAUAGAUAAGGAAAGAAUGAAAAAAGGGAGACAAUGCACUUGUAAUCCUGUGGCUUUUUUUGUUCAUUUCAAGAUUGUUCCCUGUUGAAACCCUUUUCUAGAAAUACAAAAUAUGUAUUUUUUCCUUUUUUGCCUUGUAUUAUCAUAGAGGUUAAACUGGAAAACUUUAUAAUGCAGUUACAUUUGGGGAUAAAAAACGACAGGCACAAUAGUGUUGAGUGAUUUUUUUUUUUUUUUUGGUUACAAAUGUCGGUUGUCUUCUUUCCCCCUCCCCCACCAAAAAAAUUUGAUGAUGGAAAUGAAGAGUUCCCUUGCGGUGUCCUAGUUGAUGCUCAAAUAAUAUUGCUUCUGUCACUAAAGGAAUAUUAACAUGGUAUAAAAGUAACUGUAGUGAAAAUGUCAGCAUGCUGGUUGAAGCCAAAUCUUUUCCCAGGCAAGAUCGGUGUUUUUUAGGACUGAACACUCCUGCCCAUCUUCUCCAUUUGAGCAACCCAGACAAUACAAGCAGGAACUCUCCAGUGAAUGAACGGAGCGGAGCUUAGUGCAGAGUAUUGAGCAGUCAAACCCACAAAGCUCUAAAUGAAUCUCUGACUGAAAGAAAACAAGUGUGGUGGGGGAGGGCAAGAGAAUGCAAAUCUAGGAUACAGACAGGCAUUUUCUGAUAUGUAAUUAGAGAUAUUUUUAUAUAGAUACUGUAUUCAGAAUGUGUGUAUAAAUAUUAACUGUAGAAUUUAUGGAAUAACAAUUUAAAUUUUUGUUAGGGUCUUGUUUGAAAAUACAUUGCAAAGACAAUGUAAAAGGCUGUCUUUCUAUGACAUCAGCUGAGAAAAAUGAGUUGUGUCACAAAGAAUGUGAUCUUUUUUUACACUAACGUUGUUUCUUAUGGAAAUCAGGUAUUAUAGAAAGAUUCCCUUCCCCAUCCCUCAUUGGUUCUGCAUUGCUAUGCACCCAGAGUGGACUGAGAAACAUUACUUUGUAGAUG